CAGAGAAACAGAGAAAAAGAGAAACAGAAACAGAGAGAGAAGGAGAGCAAGUGAAAGAGGGGACAGAGGGAUUGAAAGCUAUUGUAGAAGGAAGAGGAGACUUUGUUGGCUGUGUUGGAUCAGCAGCAGCUGUUGGAUAUUCCUGUCUUCCUGUCUGCGGUGGCGGGUUGAAGAUCCAGACCAACAGAGAGGAGAGAUGGAGAGGUCCAGGAUGAGGACCAACAGAAGAGCUUCCCUCCCCCCCAGCAGCACCCUGGGCCAAGGCUAGGAGCACCCACAGACCAGCCUCCCUCCCCAGCAGCACCCUGGGCCAGCACUAGGAGGACCCACAGACCAGCUUCCCUACCCAGCAGCACCCUGGGCCAGCACUAGGAGGACCCACAGACCAGCUUCCCUCCCCAGCAGCACCCUGGGCCAGCACUAGGAGGACCCACAGACCAGCUUCCCUCCCCAGCAGCACCCUGGGCCAGCACUAGGAGCUCCACAGACCAGCUUCUCUCCCCAGCAGCACCCUGGGCCAGCACUAGGAGGACCCACAGACCAGCCUCCCUCCCCAGCAGCACCCUGGGCCAGCACUAGGAGGACCCACAGACCAGCUUCCCUCCCCAGCAGCACCCUGGGCCAGCACUAGGAGGACCCACAGACCAGCUUCCCUCCCCAGCAGCACCCUGGGCCAGCACUAGGAGGACCCACAGACCAGCUUCCCUCCCCAGCAGCACCCUGGGCCAGCACUAGGAGCUCCACAGACCAGCUUCUCUCCCCAGCAGCACCCUGGGCCAGCACUAGGAGGACCCACAGACCAGCUUCCCUCCCCAGCAGCACCCUGGGCCAGCACUAGGAGGACCCACAGACCAGCUUCUCUCCCCAGCAGCACCCUGGGCCAGCACUAGGAGGACCCACAGACCAGCUUCCCUCCCCAGCAGCACACUGGGCCAGCACUAGGAGCUCCACAGACCAGCCUCCCUCCCCCAGCAGCACCCUGGGCCAGCACUAGGAGCUCCACAGACCAGCCUCCCUCCCCCAGCAGCACCCUGGGCCAGCACUAGGAGCUCCACAGACCAGCCUCCCUCCCCCAGCAGCACCCUGGGCCAGCACUAGGAGCUCCACAGACCAGCCUCCCUCCCCCAGCAGCACCCUGGGCCAGCACUAGGAGCUCCACACCAACACCCAUUGCUAACCCCAACACAUUUUCUACUCAAAUACUUCUACCAGCCCUCCCUGGCCCCAGUAUGUGGCCCCCAGCCCCCCUUUCUCCCCCCUCAGGGCUACUGCUGUUGCUGGUCUUCUGCCCCCUAGUGGUGGUAGUGCAGGCCAGCAGCAGUAAGGCGGAGAGCGGACACGGCACUCACCAUGGAGACACAGACCCACACCGCUGUAUGAGGCAUCACUUCGUGGAGACCAUCACACACUCCAUCUACAAGUGCAACUCCAAGAUGGUGUUGCUGGCUCGGUGUGAGGGCCACUGCAGCUACACGUCGCGCUCCGACCCUCUCAUCUCCUUCAGCUCGGUGUUGAAGCAGCCCUUCAAGAGUACCUGUUUCUGCUGCAAGCCCCACACCUCCAAGCUGAAGGCUGUGAGGCUCCGCUGCGCCGGAGGAGCCCGCAUCACCGCAACCUACCGCUACAUCCUAGCCUGCAACUGUGAGGAGUGCAGCUGAGCAGAGUCCCAACGACUAUUGGCCUUUUAGAACCGUGUUCUUGGGGACGGGAGAGUGGGGGAUUUCUGAACCAUGCAAUAAUAAUAAUAAUGGAUUUAUAUAGCGCAUUUCUACCCACUGAGAUACUCAAAGCGCUUUACAUAGUAACUCACCUCAUCCACCACCAAUGUGUGGCACCCACCUGGAGGAAUGUACAAUUUCAUGGUUCUACAUGUGUUUCUAGACCUGACUGAGAAGUCAGUCAUGAGAACCUUCAUUCUUCUUGACUUUGUCAAUCCUCUAAAUUCACCACCUAUCUGUCUGGACCAAGAUUCACCUGAGCUCCUGUUCCUCAUCCAGUGGCUCAGUCACCAACCUGAGCCCCAUUAGGAACCCUGAUCCCCAAUUCUGUGUGUCUAGAACCAAGGGAACACUCGGCUCCUCAAGGAUCCCAGAAGGAGCCAUUUCUGCUAAUCCAUCCAGGGUAGAUGAGAUUUCCCAGAUCCAAUAGAAUCUCCCCCAUGAGUUCAGACCCAAAAUAAACUUUUUUCGGUUUCAGCCAAACUCUCAGCACUCAUUACAAGCAACAAUAACACAUAUGCAUGUGCAUAGACUCGUAUUCAAUCACACAUCCCCUCUCUAAUUACACACACCCUCUCCCCACUCUCACCACUAAUUACAUGCAUCAAUAAAGUUAUGGUGCCGACAUCAUAAAAACCCAACAACACAACAUGCGCCAUUAAAAGCAGCAUGGGACAGAGUAGGCCGUGUAUCCCUAUGAGAUACAUGUGUAUUAACUGUGGUUAACUACACCUUCACCCUGUCUCCUAGCCAGACCAUAAACAUUUAACACACUCCACCAGCUUUUCAUCUAUCUGUGUAAAACAUGACAAACCCUGGCAGGCCAUAUCACCAGCUGAUGUACUCUCAGAGGAAAGACUCUUACACCAUGACUGCUUUGGCCCUAGCCAGAGGACUAUAACGCAAAAUGCAUCAGAGUGCAAAAGUGGAGUUUCCGGAGGGACAUUCUGUUGAUGGGCGGGCUAGACACUAUGGUUGGGAGAUACAGUGAUGGGAAGCCAUUUUGCGGAGUGGUAUAUGGACUCUAAAGAAAAAUGGUCAGUCAAUGCUCUGUGCAACUGACGAUAUGGUGGUUGUUAUUGUUGAAACUAUUAAUAUUAUUAUCGUGCCAGAGUUUAUGAUUACUGACACAUGUUUUGCUAUCAUUAAGUACUUCACUAAUUAUGUAAUUUCAAUACUGAGAUACUUUGAGAAUAGAAUCUAUGUGUUACAGCUUGUGCUGCUCACCAGUCACAAUUCAAAUACAUUCUUUUGACUUACUCUGGGUGUGUGCAUGUUACCGCUUUAGUGCAUUUAAGACAGUCCCAAACCAUUGCAUUUAUGAGGAGUCAGGUACUAUAUCUAUCUACCAGAUGAAGCUAUGGGGAGAGGUUUCCAUUUUGGAAUAGAGUGGAAUGGUGUUAAGAUAAUGUUGGACAAAACAAAGACCUCAGAGUCCCACAGAAGUGAUGACUGAAGUGCUUCGAACUCCUGUCGAGAAAGAGAUCACAGACACAGACACAGACACAGACACAGACACAGACACACACACACACACACACACACACACACACACACACACACACACACACACACACACACACACACACACGCACACACGCCUUUGUUCUUAGCUAUGGCCUCUAACUGUACCAUCCUCUAGGAAAUCAUACCAUUUCCUGGUCUGACUUUUUAAUGCAGAUCACCGCUGACAGUGCGAUUGGCUGCUUCACAUGUCAACCUAAUAAACACUCUUCCUUUUGUUUCUGGAGAUUGAUUUUUCCCUCA
Messenger RNA from Coregonus clupeaformis (lake whitefish), 3485 nucleotides. Its product is annotated as norrin. Lineage: Eukaryota; Metazoa; Chordata; Actinopteri; Salmoniformes; Salmonidae. Gene Ontology annotation, biological process: Wnt signaling pathway. The coding region runs from base 1230 to 1658 and encodes 142 amino acids. The record is from RefSeq and is a predicted model, not a curated record. The transcript has 4 exons.